Messenger RNA from Spodoptera frugiperda (fall armyworm), 3309 nucleotides. Its product is annotated as RNA-binding protein 28. Bases 318 to 2687 code for a protein of 789 amino acids. NCBI's taxonomy places the organism in Eukaryota, Metazoa, Arthropoda, Insecta, Lepidoptera, Noctuidae. Gene Ontology annotation, molecular function: RNA binding. The record is from RefSeq and is a predicted model, not a curated record. The transcript is spliced from 11 exons.
UGUCAAAGUCAGAUUUUCAGACAUUGAAUUAUUGAAGUUUGAAUAUUUCUCGAAAUAAAAUAAAAUUGUGCAAGCUAAAUGUGCGUAAAUGAGACUUAAAUAAAGUUUAUUAGUUAUAUUUUUUAGUUAGUUAUAUAAUUAGUAGAACAGUGUAAACUUUAUUAGUUGGUAACAGAAUUUAAAUAAAUAAUCUUUGCCAUUGACUGUAAUAUAAGUGCAAGUGAUCGAAAAGGUUAUGUUUUGGUGUACCACGUGAAUAUUUUCCUGAUGAAUUCUGAUUUUUGAGUGAUAAUUGCGAUUAUUAAGCAUUUAAAACUAUGGGGAAAAUGGAUGACGAGUUUUAUUCGGGUGUUGACGACGUAAAAAGUAGCAAAGAACCAGCAGAACGGAAUGGCCGCAUUAUCGUGCGUAAUAUUUCGUUCAAAGCCACAAAGGAGGCGUUAAAAGAACACUUCUCUAAAUAUGGUACAGUGCAAGAAGUGAAUUUGCUGAAGAAACCUGAUGGGAAACUGGUCGGGUGUGGCUUUGUCCAUUUUGCUGAUGUCACACAAGCUGAAAAGGCUAUUGCUGCCACAAACAAGAAACCAUUCUUAGAUCGCCCCAUACACGUUGCAUUUGCGGUGUCUAAAAAGGCAUAUGUGCAGAAUAUGGAGAACAACCCUAAACAGCGGUUCAAUGGUACCUCUGAAGAUGACAACAACUUAUUUAAAGAUAAAGAAGAAACAGACAAGUCUACGGAGGAAAAGCAAAAGAAAGAAAGAAUCAACCGUAAUGCUCGUCUAGUAGUCCGAAAUGUAUCUUUUAAGGCUACCGAAGAAACCUUGAAAGAGCAUUUUGCACCUUAUGGCGAUAUAUUAGAAGUCAAAUUGCUUAAAAAACCAGAUGGUAAACUAGUGGGAUGUGCUUUUGUUCAUUUCAAAAAUGUACCCAUGGCUAAGAAGGCUCUGUUGAACACAAACAUGAAACCUUUCCUUGGUCGUCCCAUUUCCGUGGAUUGGGCAGUGGCCAAGAACAAGUACAUGCAGCAUGUGGUCAGCCAACAGCUGGAGAUGGAGGAAAAGGUGAAGAAGGAAGAAUCAGAUAGCGACGACGAUGACAACAAACCACCACUCAAUGUCUCCGCUGAUGACAUCAAGGAUGAGAUCAAGAGUGAGAGUGAAUCAGAAGCGGAGUCUGAUGAAGAAGGUGAUUCUGAUAGCGACGGUGAUGAUAAAGCUGACGUUAAGGAUGAGUCUGAUGACGAGGAUGGUGAUAGUGAUGAUCAGGAUGAUGAUGAUGAUGAUGAUGAUGAUGAAGAGGUCGAGGGUGAUGAGGAGUCCGAAGCUGGAUUUAAACAGGAACACCAGAGGAUAAAGCUAAACGACGCAGAGGACGGGUGCACGGUGUUUAUAACCAACAUCCCGUUCAGCGUGGACAACGAGCAGCUGAGGCAGUUCGCUGAGAACAUCGGCCCUGUGAAGUACGCACUCAUCUGUGUCGACAAAAUGACUGAGCAUUCCAAGGGAACUGGAUUCGUCAAGUUUGUUGACAAAGAGCAUGCAGAUGCCUUCCUAUCGUUACCGGCAGAUCAGCUGCGGUUGGAGGGUCAAACGUUGUCAGUGAAGCCGGCACUCAAGCGGGAGAACUUACAGAAAGGCAAUAAGAAAGAAGCUAAAGACAACAGGAACUUGUAUCUUGUUAAAGAAGGAGUGGUGGUGGCGGGCACGAAGGCGGCGGUGGGCGUGUCGGCCUCCGACAUGGCCAAGCGACUGGCUCUGGAGCGCAGCAAGACACAGAUGUUGAAGAAUCUCAACAGGUUCGUGUCCCGGUACCGGCUAGUGGUGUCGAACCUGCCGGCGCACUACGACGACGCCAAGCUGCGCAGACUGUGCGCGGGCGCCGGCGACCGGCGCGCCGUCGUCACCGAGUGUCGCGUCAUGAGGGACCUGCGGACCCCGCCCGGACCCGACGGGAAGAACCCGUCAAAAGGCUACGGCUUCGUAAUGUUCACGCGACACGAGGACGCUCUAGCGUGUCUGAGGAAACUGAACAACAAUCCCGAUGUAUUUGAUAAAAACAAUAGGCCCAUCGUCUCCUUCUCAAUAGAAGACAGAACAGCAUUGAACGCAAGAAAGAAAAGAUUAGAGAAAUCCAUAGCCAAUAACCCGCUCGCAAACAAAGAUGGCGGCCAAACCACAGACAAGAGAAACAGGAAACGGAAACCAGAAACAUCACCAGACGAAAGUUACGCUAAGAGACGGAAGUUUGGGAAACUGAAUAAUAAGUUCAAUAAAAAUAAUAACCAGGGAGAUGACAACAGGCAACAGAACACUCAAAAUCAAAGUCCUGCUAAUUUUAAUAGGAAUAAUAAGAAUGGAAGGCAGAAUAGAUUUAAUAAGGGGCCGCGACAAAAUGAUGGGGCCGGUCAAUUUGUGAAGAAACCAAGAAAUAAUGAUUAUGGCGAGUAUACAGGGCUAACUGCUAAGGAAGGCUCCCAACACAAAAUGCGAAGCAACCAUAAACUAAAAGCACAAGCGGAAAUCCAUAGACAAACAGUAAAAACAGAGAAGAAGAUGAGUAAGAGAGCCCAAAGACUCAAGAUGGCGGCGAAAGAGAGGAUAAAGUUGCCCAAACAGAAGAUUAAUAAGAAUCCGAAUAAAAAGAGAAAGAAACAUUUUACACAGUCAAAGUUUGACAGGUUUUUGUAAGCUUUCAAACUUGGACAAGUGUGGGAGAGCCAUGCUUCGGCACGAAUGGGCCGGCUCGACCGGAGUAAUACCACGGCCUCACAGAAAGCCGACGUGAAACAACGCUUGCGUUGUGUUUCGUUGUGUGAGUGAGGUUACCGGAGGCCCAAUUCCUCCCUUCCCAAUCUUCCCAAUCCCCGAUUCCCGAACAACAACCCUUAAAUUCCUAACCCCCAAAAAGCCGGCAACGCACUUGUAACGCCUCUGGUGUUUCAAGUGUGCAUGGGCGGCGGCGAUUGCUUACCAUCAGGUGAUACGUCUGCUCCUCCUCUGUGUUCCAUAAAAAUAGCCGUUCAUUCGAACCGGCCAAUGACUAUAAUGUUAGCCAACUAGGUUUAAUGAGAUAAAUAGACAUUCGCUAGUUCAUUCGAACCGGCCAAUCAGUACCCUUAGUACGAGUUUGUUUUACGUUUAAAGUAAUCAAAACGAGAGCGCAUUGGCCGGCUCUAAUAAACCAACCGAUCAGUACUAAGGGUACUGGGAUCUCUAACUAUCUCGUUUCUAAGUAUGUGAACAUAACAUACAUUUUGAUUUAUGUUACUAUUGUAAAUAAAUUGUUAAGCGAAUUAUAUUGUUUACUUUA